Molecule: messenger RNA, 1005 nt
Organism: Sphaeroforma arctica JP610
Lineage: Eukaryota; Ichthyosporea; Ichthyophonida
Exons: 2
Coding region: 1-1005 (334 amino acids)
Source: RefSeq, a predicted model, not a curated record
AUGUCGACUGAACCGCUGUACAGUUUCUGGGGCACGUACAGCCUGGUUGACAAGGAUCUGUGGCAUUUGGCGUGGGUCUUCACACGCACACCGUUUGCGUACAACCCCAUUGCGAGUGUGUGCGGGAGCUUCAACUCGGACGGCCGGUGGCAUAUGACCUCACAGCUGAAGUACGACAGCGAUGGGGUGGGUGCGUUCUUGGUACAUCAGGUGUGGCGGGAUCACACACACAGCGCACUGUAUGCAAGUGCUAGUAGACGCCAGCGCAGGGGUGAGAGAGGGACUGAGGCGAAGAAGAAGAAGAAGAAGAACAGAGAAGACACACAGACGCUGGAGAACGAUGGGCAGGGGCAUGCAGAGAAUGGGGAUGUAGAUGGCUGGAAGGAGGAGAGUGCUGCUGAUGGGGGUGGGUAUAACGGAGAUGAGGAUGCUAUUGCCAGAAACGUUGACGUUGAUGGUAGUAUAGAAGACAGGGGUGCCGCUGGGGUGGAUGUGGGGUCUGGGGUAGGUAUAAGGGUGGAUACAGACCCCUUGCAAUACCCCCUUGAGGACCCCCUAGACGACCCUGUAGCCAAUGUAUUGGGAUCCGGAACAGACGGUACUAUAGAUCACAUAGAGGGGAAUGCUGAUAGUAUUGAUACAAAGAAGAGUUUAGUAUCGGAUUUCGAACAGAUGUACAAUGCACCGACUGUGACUAUACGGUACGACUUGCGCGAGCGACAACGGGCGGGGAAGCCUGUGGACUAUAAAGUAAAUGAUAAGAGGUUUUACAAUGAGUUCAAUGCGAACAGACUGGCGGGUUUGAAGGAGGAUAGGAAUGGAGAUGAGGCUGUAUUUGCGGAGAACGAGAUAUCUAUCACGGCUGUGGAGGUGGUGCAAGCCAUCGAACACGCCUAUAGAUGUUGGUGGUUGGGAAGUGAGGAUAUCGAUAUGGGAGACAAUGGUGAGAUAGAAGGCUCUUCAAAUAAGCAAGGCGGUAGGAGCGAUACUAUGAGCGAGUUCUGA